CACAUGAUCGAUUGGGAUUCGAAGCAUAUUUUCAGAUAUUGAACAUCGUCAGCAUUAGAUAUAUAAACAAACCAGCCUAGUCGAGCAGGUCAGUUUCAGUAAACAUGUUGCAGUUCCUACUAGUUGCGUGUCUUAUCAGUUCGGUGCUGGGAAAUGAUUCUCAGUCGAGCCGUAUCGUGGGAGGACGACAAGCCGCUCGUGGGCAAUUCCCGUUUCAGGGUUCAUUACGAAGCGCGAGAAAUAGACACUUUUGUGGUGCAGUAGUCGUUGGUGAUCGUUGGCUUCUGACAGCAGCUCAUUGCACCAUAGGAAACCAGCCGUACGAGUUGCAGGUGGUUGUUGGUUCCGUCGAUAGUUCAACUGGUGGCACGACUUACCAACUACGACAGGUUAUUGAACAUCCGGACUUCAACGAACUUACGCUAGAAAACGAUAUUGCACUUUUGCAAACUAUUCAUCCUAUUGUAAUGAGCAGCUAUAUUCAGCCAAUAGCUUUGAGUAACAAUGUAGUACCUGCAGGGAUAAUUGCAACCACCUGUGGAUGGGGUCAAACCGAGUUUGGAUCAGGUUUAUCAAAAAUGCUGCAGUACAUGGAAAUGAGAACGUUGACAAAUCAGGAAUGCAGAUUGAGACAUGACAUACAAAAUCGUCAGAGGAUUCACUCCACCAGUUUGUGUACAUCCCCGCGCGCUGGAAAAGGAACCUGUAUGGGAGAUUCUGGAAGUCCACUGGUCGCCAAUAGCCUUCUCAUCGGAUUAGUAUCGUGGGGAGUUCCAUGUGCCGUCGGGAAACCUGAUGUUUUCACCAGUGUGGCGCCUCAUCGGGCAUGGAUCAAAUAUACAGCGGGAGUUUAGGAUGACUGCGGUGAAUGGUACAGAAGAAAUGCAUGGAAGGUGCACAUAACAAAGUACUUUAUUUAAAAAACAUUUUAAAUUUCUUCCGGCUUAGCAAUUUGAGUUACAUUUUUUCUACUGUACCGGAAACUCAUAAAUUUUGCUUUUAUUACCUUUCAAGUCUUCAGAUAAUUUUUAAAAUUCUUUAACAUAUGACAGAAAUUCGUAUGAAAGCAUGUGGUUGGCAAACGACACAUAGAGUCUUCCAAAACGAGACACCAAUUACUAAAAAGGCCAUUUAGACGAAUAAAAAUGUUGGAUUACUUUUGGAUUAGCUUUUCAGGCAUUAAAUAAAUUUAAAAGCAUCUUUUA
This is a messenger RNA of Malaya genurostris, 1205 nucleotides long. RefSeq names its product chymotrypsin-2-like. NCBI's taxonomy places the organism in Eukaryota, Metazoa, Arthropoda, Insecta, Diptera, Culicidae. The record is from RefSeq and is a predicted model, not a curated record. Gene Ontology annotation, biological process: proteolysis. Gene Ontology annotation, molecular function: serine-type endopeptidase activity. The transcript has 2 exons. The coding region runs from base 105 to 854 and encodes 249 amino acids.